Microtus oregoni (creeping vole) is the source of this 1688-nucleotide messenger RNA. It is a transcript of the gene Dnajc3, whose product is annotated as DnaJ heat shock protein family (Hsp40) member C3. Gene Ontology annotation, biological process: protein folding in endoplasmic reticulum. Gene Ontology annotation, cellular component: endoplasmic reticulum. Gene Ontology annotation, molecular function: misfolded protein binding; protein-folding chaperone binding. The transcript has 12 exons. The coding region runs from base 156 to 1670 and encodes 504 amino acids. The record is from RefSeq and is a predicted model, not a curated record. Lineage: Eukaryota; Metazoa; Chordata; Mammalia; Rodentia; Cricetidae.
CCCCGCCAUUUCCGCCGCUGGGCGCCAGCCGCCGCCGAGGCCCGGCCGAGGGACCGAGUGAGCGGACGCACGGCGGGCGCUGGGCUGCGGGCUGUGCGCCGCGCGGGCUGCUGGGCCGCGCACCUUCCUGCUGCUCGGCCUCGGCGCCCUUGGACAUGGUGGCCCCCGGCUCUCUGGGCAGCCGGCUGGGCGCGGUGUUCCCGUUCCUGUUGGUCCUGGUGGACCUGCAGUACGAAGGUGCUGAAUGUGGAGUAAAUGCAGAUGUAGAGAAACAUCUUGAACUGGGAAAGAAGUUACUUGCAGCUGGACAGCUAGCUGAUGCUUUGUCUCAGUUUCAUGCCGCAGUAGAUGGUGACCCUGAUAACUAUAUAGCAUACUAUCGGAGAGCUACUGUCUUCUUAGCGAUGGGAAAAUCCAAAGCAGCACUGCCUGACUUAACUAAAGUGAUUGAACUGAAGAUGGAUUUCACUGCAGCGAGGUUACAGAGAGGCCACUUACUGCUCAAACAAGGAAAGCUCGAUGAAGCAGAAGAGGAUUUUAAGAAAGUGCUCAAAUCUAGCCCCAGUGAAAAUGAAGAGAAGGAAGCCCAGUCUCAGCUCGUAAAAUCCGAUGAAAUGCAGCGCUUACGCUCGCAAGCGCUCGCGGCUUUCGAGAGCGCCGACUACUCCGCUGCUAUAACCUUCCUUGAUAAGAUCCUGGAGGUUUGUGUUUGGGAUGCAGAAUUACGCGAACUUCGAGCUGAAUGUUUUAUAAAGGAAGGAGAACCUAGGAAAGCCAUCAGUGACUUAAAGGCUGCUUCAAAACUGAAGCAUGACAACACGGAGGCGUUCUACAAAAUCAGCACGCUCUACUAUCACCUCGGGGACCACGAGCUCUCCCUCAGCGAAGUCCGUGAGUGUCUGAAACUUGACCAGGAUCAUAAAAGGUGCUUUGCACACUAUAAGCAAGUGAAGAAACUGAAUAAGCUGAUCGAGUCAGCUGAAGAACUGAUAAAAGACGGCAGAUACACAGAUGCAACCAGCAAAUACGAAUCUGUCAUGAAGACAGAGCCCAGUGUUGCUGAGUAUACAAUCCGCUCCAAAGAAAGGAUCUGCCACUGCUUCUCUAAGGAUGAGAAGCCUGUGGAAGCCAUUAGAAUAUGCUCUGAAGUUUUACAGAUGGAACCUGACAAUGUCAACGCUCUGAAAGACCGAGCAGAGGCUUAUUUAAUAGAAGAAAUGUAUGACGAAGCCAUUCAGGACUAUGAAGCUGCUCAGGAACACAACGAAAAUGAUCAGCAAAUCCGGGAAGGUUUGGAGAAAGCUCAGCGGUUACUGAAACAGUCACAGAAGCGUGAUUAUUACAAAAUCUUGGGAGUAAAAAGAAAUGCCAAAAAACAAGAAAUCAUUAAAGCCUACCGAAAACUAGCACUUCAGUGGCAUCCGGAUAAUUUCCAGAAUGAAGAGGAAAAGAAAAAGGCAGAGAAAAAGUUCAUUGACAUAGCAGCUGCUAAAGAAGUCCUCUCAGACCCAGAAAUGAGAAAGAAGUUUGAUGAUGGAGAAGAUCCUCUGGAUGCGGAGAGUCAACAAGGAGGUGGUGGCAACCCCUUCCACAGGAGCUGGAACUCAUGGCAAGGGUUCAAUCCCUUCAGCUCAGGCGGACCGUUCAGAUUUAAAUUCCACUUCAAUUAAACCAGCUGUUUUACUGCU